Bradysia coprophila is the source of this 980-nucleotide messenger RNA. RefSeq names its product trypsin-3-like. NCBI's taxonomy places the organism in Eukaryota, Metazoa, Arthropoda, Insecta, Diptera, Sciaridae. Gene Ontology annotation, molecular function: serine-type endopeptidase activity. Gene Ontology annotation, biological process: proteolysis. The record is from RefSeq and is a predicted model, not a curated record.
UAUAAAAAGUCGAUCCGUAAUUGUUUUUCUAUUAAUUUUGAUUUAAAAUUUCAACCAUGAAGGUGUUUGUGCUAUUGCUAGCCGUUCUCGGCACUACUCUAGCGGCAAAGUUGGAUAAAACACCUUAUUUGGAUAAAACUCCAAAUGGACUGGCAGCGUUACUCGCUGAAAAAGGGGGUAUAGAAGUUGGCGAAAUUGGUACACGCAUUGUUGGAGGUGUCACUACACCAAUUGAACAAGUUCCAUACAUCGUUUCCAUGCAAAGAAAUAAUGCUCAUCGUUGUGGUGGUGCGAUCAUUAGUCCGACCAGAAUCCUAACUGCAGCACAUUGUCUGUUUGCAACGUUCUUUCCAAUACCAGCCACUGAACUAUCAGUUCGGGCUGGUUCGUCUAACAGCGCAUCAGGCGGUCAAGUCAUUCAAGUUUUACGUUAUGUCAAUCAUCCCCAAUACAGUCAUAUCACAUUAAACAAUGACAUAGCGGUAAUGCAUCUUGUAUCGGCCUUGGAUUUAUCCCCUGCCGGUGUGGCUACUAUUGGAAUGCCGGCACAAAACGCUGGAGUUGCUGCAGGAACAUUAGCACGAGUGUCUGGAUGGGGUGCUUUAUCGGAAGGUGGUGCAGGAUCUAUAACUUUGCAAGCCGUUAGCGUUCCAGUUGUCACCAACGCCGAAUGUAAUGCCUCAUAUGGUGGUGGCAUCACUAAUGGUAUGCUUUGUGCCGGUUUCCCAGAAGGAGGAAGAGACGCCUGUCAAGGUGACUCUGGUGGCCCGUUAUCUGCUGGCAAUCAAGUUAUUGGUAUUGUUUCAUGGGGUCGAGGAUGUGCCCGUCCAGGAUUCCCAGGAGUGUACGCACGUGUUGCAUUUUACAGAAGCUGGAUCGAUGAAAACUAAUAUUGGCAAAAUUAAAAUAUUUACGGACUAAUAAAAAGCGAUUGCUUCUCUAUACUUGCCUAUUAAAAAUUAAUUUCGUUUUCUUUCAAA